Syzygium oleosum is the source of this 1046-nucleotide messenger RNA. Its product is annotated as alpha carbonic anhydrase 7-like. The transcript has 8 exons. Gene Ontology annotation, molecular function: zinc ion binding; carbonate dehydratase activity. The record is from RefSeq and is a predicted model, not a curated record. The coding region runs from base 126 to 1046 and encodes 306 amino acids. NCBI's taxonomy places the organism in Eukaryota, Viridiplantae, Streptophyta, Magnoliopsida, Myrtales, Myrtaceae.
GGUUUAACUUUGCUUCAACAAAACAAACUGAUUUGAGGCAUUGCCCUUGUACAUCGCGUCUUGUUCGAGUCGGGCGAUUAUAUUCGCUCGCACUGAAAUCCUUUUGAGAAUAAGGGAAGAACAAAAUGAAAAGCCAAAGCAAAACUCUAGUCUUCUCCGCUCUUCUCCCGAGUCUUCUCGCCACGUCCUUGCAUGUGGCAUCGACCACACUUGUAGACUAUGAGGAUGAGAGUGACUUCAAUUACAUAGUCGGGAGCGAGAGGGAACCAGAGAACUGGGGAUAUCUGAAGGAAGAAUGGAGAGCAUGCAGUGAAGGACGGAUGCAAUCUCCAAUUGACUUGGCAAGAGAGAAUGUGGAAGUGAUUCGAAACUUGGGGGACCAAAGGAGGAAUUACAAGCCAACCAAUGCCUACGUCAUGAAUAGAGGCCAUGAUAUUCGGCUUCGAUGGGACGAGGGAAGGGCAGGGUCGAUCAAGAUAGACGGUAGAGACUACUUCUUGCAACAAUGUCAUUGGCACCACCCUUCUGAGCAUGCAAUCGAUGGCAGAAGGUAUCCAUUGGAGCUUCACAUGGUUCACUCAACUUUAGAUGCGGAGGUUGCGAACAAUUCUUUUUCUACAAACAACACUGUUGUUGUUGGACUACUGCACCAGAUAGGCCACCGAAAUGCUUUUAUUAGCGAGGUGUUGUGGUGUAUAAGGUUCGAAACGUGUCGCGAAGAGAUUGAAGUUGGGGAAGAGAUAGAAGUAGGGGUGGUCGACCCAAAGGAGAUCAUCACGGGUGAACAUAGUUACUACAGAUACAUGGGCUCCCUCACCACUCCUCCUUGCACUGAAGGUGUCAUGUGGAUCGUCAACAAACAGGUCAGCAGUGUUAAAGAGGAACAAAUCAAGUCGCUGAGACGUCUGGUCGGUACCUGGAAUAAUGCUAGACCUAUUCAAGCAGUGAAUGGACGAGAUAUCCGGCUUUUUCACAAGUGCCAACGGGAUGGAGUGAGAAGGAUUGAAUCGAUGGUGUCUCUGCAUAUCAAUGCUGCUGCAAGUUGA